AGGCAUGUGAGAAAAGACAAUGGUCUUUGGUCCGUCAUACCGCUGGCCUGUUAAAGAAAAGAGUUGAAGAUUUAGCUGAAGUUAGUAUUGAUAAAAGAUUCUGGUCGGCAUUUCCAUAUUGUUCUUAAAGAGACAAGCUUCGUAAUACCUGCGUGUAUAACAUUUCAUUUUAAUUUAGUCUGUUACGGAUCUUCUCGUGCGGGAGAAACAACUGACAAUUGGACUGCCAAAGGUUACCACUGAACGAGUGAUUGAUAGGUAAAAGAAAGUCCCAGUUAUAUAUCUCCCAUGCAGGUAGUCCAGUUAUAUAGUAAAGCAUAUACAAACUCGAACCUAAGGCAAGUUAUUUAUAUUCGUGCUGCAAAGAAAGAAUGGUAGUAUAUGUAAAUAGACAAAUGGUGAUUUGUUAGACAAAGUAAAGAACAAUAUCGUCAUCUUUUUAAUACAAAAUUGUUCUCUUCCUUAGGCCAUUACCACCAGACGAACUUCACAGCAUUAUUUUCAAUAUUUGUGCAGAAGACAGCUGUAAUGCUGUUCUUACUCAGGUAAUCUUUUGAUUCGUUGUAUGUCAGGUGAACAACGUAGUCUUUCAUAGAUAUAUUCAGUGUUUCUAUAUAUAUGUUCAAACUGUGUUACGUUUUUUCCCUCUUAUUUGAAUUAAAUUAUUUUUUUAAGGAAUUGCUAGUGUAUCUAGCUAUGUUUAUCAGAACUGAACCACAAUUAUUUAAAGAAAUGUUGAGAAUAAGAGUUGGAUUAAUUACUGAAGUUAUAGCUUCCGAAAUGGGGCGUCUUUUAGAGGGAAGUAAGUUAUUAUAUUUGUUUAUAAUAUAGCAUUUGUAAAUUCUGAACGCUGAUUGGCUAAGAGCCGUGUUGAUAUAACUCAAUGUCAACACGGAAACGUCGGAAAAUUUAUUUCUUUAUAUUUCUUUGUGCUAUAUUAUAAAAUUCUAUUCUCGUUUUUCCAAUUUCCACUCGUGUUGAUGUAACUGUAUAUCAUCGAAGAAUUUAGUGUAAUAUUAGCCUGAUUUAAGUUACUACCAUUCCUGCUUUUUCUAUAUUUGUACAGAGGUUAAUUUUGACUACAUUUGUCUAUUUAACUCCAUAUAAAAAUACCGCACUAGGAAUAAACUAAAAAGCAGGAAAAACAGCAACUUAAACUUGGCCAAAAUUACACUAGAUACAUCGACAAACUUCGAUUUAGCACCAGCGAUUGCGGCAAGUUGCAAACGAUCUACCAUGAUAUUCUUAGAUUUUGCGAUUUACCUCAUCGCGUUGUACAAUCUACUGUUUACAGUAAAGCCAUAUUUCAAAGUGAUAUGUAAAUUUUUAUGGAAUUAGAAUAAAUUAUGUCCGGGAUUUCUGGCCAUGGAGAUUUCAAUUUAUUGAGUUUCUCCCUCAUUGGUGAGCGUAUUUCCCAACAGGCUAUUGCCCAAUUGAUAGGGGAUCCGAGAUACUUACGAUUUUAACGUCCUUAUCCAAGAAGACGCGAGAGUCUGAGCAUGUACUGAUGUCAAUGUAAAGGUAGCUCUUUCUCCUCAUUUAUUUUAAGACCUUGAGUAAAGGUCCGACCAAGGAUUGAAUUCGGGUCUUCCAGCUUCAAAGGCAAGCGUGGUGACCACGACACCACUGCUGGUAAAUUUCCGAAGUAGGAAGUAUAUACUGAAAAACAAGGGGAGUAAAGUUUGCCCUCCUCCCAAAAAGUUGUUAAUGGUAAUUAAUUAAUGGUAUAAAAUGUACUUAAUGUGUAUAAAAUUAUUUCAGGCGAGAAUUGUGCUUCAAAGUUGUUCAAAUAUUUCAGGUGAUGUGGAACCAGAAGACAUUCCUGAAUUAUUUAUGAAUCUCAGUCCAUUUGAAAUGAAAACUCUUCUUUAUCACAUUCUCAGCGGCAAGGAAUUUAAUGUUUCCAGAGGUAACUACAACAUUUACAGUAGACUUUUGACAACGCGGUUAUAUUUUAAUCUUAAUCCUUUGGUUAUGGCAAAGUGUUCGUUUUAAGUGCACUAGCUUGAAAAAAGUGUAGAUGCUGAUUCUAUUUUGGCAUGUCACGCCAUUGGUAUAAUAACGAAAAAUUAAUAAAUAACGAAAAAUUAACAGCGAGCGGCUCUUUGAUAAGAGAAAUGAAAGUUGGACGCGGUCUUUGAUGGCGUCUCGCUUCCUCCGUUGUGGUUAUACCUCUGUGUCUGAAUUAACAGUAAUUUGAGAUUUUUCACCCAGACACAGGUGCAGUGGCUGACACUAAGGGAGGGGGGGGGGCUGAGCCCCCCCCCCCCAAUAAUUUAGAAAAACUGUAAAAAUCUUGUACCAAAUUUAUAUAUAACACAAAUCACACUCAUAUAACGUAAUUGUCAUCAUAAUAUAAUAAUAUAUGUUUCUGUACAUGUCACAACAUACAUAUUUUAUACACUCUUUGACGGAUACUAUAGGGGGUCAACUUUUUGCAACAGGCACUUCUUUUUUUACAUUGUCAUUGGCGUGUUAAUUAAAUUAAACCACCUUGCAAUUCCAUUCACAAAUGUAAAUAAUCAUGUAAAUAUUUUGUUUAAAAUGUUGGUUUUCUAUGCUUAGCAUGUGAUUUAUAACAAAACGCACCAUUAAAACGGUGUUUUGAAACCCUAGUUUUUUACAAAAUGUGUUCUCAGAAUGCUGCAAAUGCCAUUUCCUGGAUUCAAGUUUUAAAAUUUUUCCCGUGCCCUCCCCCCAGUAUUUCGUAAAGUGUCCGCCACUGCAUACGUGGCUUCUACAGAGAUUCUUGUGGAGGAAGCCAAGUAGCGUCAUCAUUCCUUCUAUUUUUGGCAACACUUUAACUGACAGAAGGCCUGCGCAUUCUAGUCAGAUUAUUACCAGUGUCCGGGUUAUUUUCAACAGCCAAUUAAGCUUGCAUACUCCUUGUCCACACAUUUGAUGUGGAAAGGUUGAUUAUUAUCAGUGUCCGGGUUAUUUUCAACAGUCAAUUAAGUUUACAUACUCUUCAUCCACACAUUUGAUGUGGAAAGGUUGAUUAUUAUCAGUGUCCGGGUUAUUUUCAACAGUCAAUUAAGUUUACAUACUCCUCAUCCACACAUUUGAUGUGGAAAGGUUGAUUAUUAUCAGUGUCCGGGUUAUUUUCAACAGCCAAUUAAGUUUACAUACUCCUCAUCCACACAUUUGAUGUGGACAAGUUGAUUAUUAUCAGUGUCCGGGUUAUUUUCAACAGUCAAUUAAGUUUACAUACUCCUCAUCCACACAUUAUUUGAUGUGGAAAGGUUGAUUAUUAUCAGUGUCCGGGUUAUUUUCAACAGUCAAUUAAGUUUACAUACUCCUCAUCCACACAUUUGAUGUGGAAAGGUUGAUUAUUAUCAGUGUCCGGGUUAUUUUCAACAGUCAACUAAGUUUGCAUACUCCUCAUCCACACAUUUGAUGUGGAAAGGUUGAUUAUUAUCAGUGUCCGGGUUAUUUUCAACAGUCAAUUAAGUUUACAUACUCCUCGUCCACACAUUUGAUGUGGAAAGGUUGAUUAUUAUCAGUGUCCGGGUUAUUUUCAACAGUCAAUUAAGUUUACAUACUCCUCGUCCACACAUUUGAUGUGGAAAGGUUGAUUAUUAUCAGUGUCCGGGUUAUUUUCAACAGUCAACUAAGUUUGCAUACUCCUCAUCCACACAUUUGAUGUGGAAAGGUUGAUUAUUAUCAGUGUCCGGGUUAUUUUCAACAGUCAAUUAAGUUUACAUACUCCUCGUCCACACAUUUGAUGUGGAAAGGUUGAUUAUUAUCAGUGUCCGGGUUAUUUUCAACAGUCAAUUAAGUUUGCAUACUCCUCAUCCACACAUUUGAUGUGGAAAGGUUGAUUAUUAUCAGUGUCCGGGUUAUUUUCAACAGUCAAUUAAGUUUACAUACUCCUCAUCCACACAUUUGAUGUGGAAAGGUUGAUUAUUAUCAGUGUCCGGGUUAUUUUCAACAGCCAAUUAAGUUUACAUACUCCUCAUCCACACAUUUGAUGUGGAAAGGUUGAUUAUUAUCAGUGUCCGGGUUAUUUUCAACAGUCAAUUAAGUUUACAUACUCUUCAUCCACACAUUUGAUGUGGAAAGGUUGAUUAUUAUCAGUGUCCGGGUUAUUUUCAACAGCCAAUUAAGUUUGCAUACUCCUCAUCCACACAUUUGAUGUGGAAAGGUUGAUUAUUAUCAGUUUCCGAUUUGUUUUCAACAGCCAUUUGUUUUCGUGUGGUAAUUUCCUUAAUCGGUAUAAAUCCCUUACUGUAAACUCCACGUUCUGUGACUCAUUUUAGAUUCGCGGAGAGCACUGACUGACAGACAAGUUUCUUUUAUGAACAUUGACUUACCAAAAAGAGUUGGAAUUAAGAAACUAAAGAAAACAAUAAAAGUACGUUGAUUUGUAGCACAAUUUCUUUAUAAAACGUUUGUAUUUACUCUUUAUCCAGGUAACAGGUAACAGAUUACGAUAUAUAUGUGUGUCAUCUUCGAUAAAAGAAUACUUUGUUGCCCCGCAUUUAUUAGGUGCGAUAUUCUUCUUCUGAUGGAUGUGAACGAGUCAAUGAGCUGUGAACAAAAUCGCGAUGGAAAUCGCAGCAAAUAUUGCAAAUGUAAACUGGCCUUGAGGAAAUCUAAUAUCUAAAUGUCUUGAAAGUUUCGUCUUUUCUGCAUAUUAAAUAUCCUUCCCAGGGGCGUAGGAAGCAUCAACAGAUUAGGGAGGCCCGGUUUCGAGGGGCAUUUUUGGAAUGGAAAGGGCACCUGACAAAUUUUUCCCGGAAGUGUUGGCGAUGGGGGGGGGGGGAGGGAAGGCAAAAUGCAAUCGGAACAACAUUUUUCUCACGAAGGCAAAGGGCACUUUGCCACCGGAGAGAGGGCAUGCACUUUUUGUGUUUUCUGAAAAUCUGGGGCCUUGCCCCCCCCCCCCUGUUCCUACGCCCCUGAUCCUUUCUACGGCAACUCAACAUGCGUUCAUUCUAUUUUGUUCAGAGUAUGCAUGCGAGAAGGUCAACUGACUUACUGAAUGAUAACAGUGAACAUGAAUACAAUCAUAGCCUGGGAAGACUUGGUGUUUGGAUCAGACGGAGACGGGUUGAUGGAGCUUUAAACAGAAUUCCUGUUGAUUUUUAUCCCAAACUUUGGAGGAUUUUUGAAAAGGUGAAUUUUUUAAUUAAACAGCUUUUUAUUCAAUAUUCCAUGACAAUAUAAGAGGGUUUUCAAGGGAACGAAGCAAUUCUGCACACAGUUUAAGUUUUUAUCCUACUUACAAUAAUAUUUUUAUCUAUAGUCACGCUACCAUUGAAAGUUCUUAUGUUUUCAGGUAGAUUGUUUCAUGCACAUAAUAAAUAAGCUAUUCGAUUUGUAAUUUAGCACUUACGAUUUAAUAGAGCUUAAUCGGCUUCUUUUCCUUUACAGUGCACAGCGCUGUCCAUUGAAGGUCAUUUUCUACCUAACACUAUCAUUCAAGAGGUUUGUAUUAAUAACAUAUCAUUCAACAUUCUAUACGGUAAAGAUUUUAACAAACGAACUUUUUAAAUCGAUUUUAUACAGGUUCUAAAAAUCUAUUGAAACUGACUUGAAAUAUUACAUGUUCCUCAUCCAAGAACGGUUUUAAAUUGUCCGGGAAAUACAGUAUUUUGUCCUGAAAUUGGAUAACAUUCCUUGCUAUAUGAAAUGAGUCCAAAUCCCGCGAAUAGAGGAUUUUCGUGGUCUCGGAGUGACAAUUCCUACAUAUACUACUAAUUAAAUCGAUUUUAUACAGGUUCUAAAAAUGUAUUGAAACUGACUUGAAAUAUUACAUGUUCUUCGUCCAAGAACGGUUUUAAAUUGUGCGGGAAAUACAGUAUUUUGUCCUGAAAUUGGAUAAAAUUCCUUGCUAUAUCGCGAAUAUAGGAUUUACUACUACUAUUUUUGUCUUUUUCAAAAUUAAUGAGCAAUCUCGUUGACAUUGUGUGUUUUUUAUAUGUAGAUGACACCAGGAGAAAUGAAGUUUGCUCUGCGUGUAGAAAGUGCAUUAAAUUGUAUUCCUCAGCCGGAAUAUCGUCAGUUAAUGGUUGAAGCUCUCAUGAUUUUAUCUCUUGUUGUUGAAACGUAUCCUGAUCAAAUUCUAGGCGAGGUCAUAGCGGUUGAUGAAAUAGUCAGGGAAGCUCAUAAUCUGUUUCUUCGUGAUCAGGUACAGUAUAUUGCACAGUAUUCUUCCGACGUAGAUACAAUACAAGCGCCGUUG
Paramuricea clavata is the source of this 6187-nucleotide messenger RNA. Lineage: Eukaryota; Metazoa; Cnidaria; Anthozoa; Malacalcyonacea; Plexauridae. The record is from the annotation of a GenBank genome assembly.